AUGACCCAGAACAUUGAGAGAGACAAAGCCAUAACAGGACAGAGUCCAGACCAGAUCCAUUCAUGGGCCUCACUCAACAAGGUGUUGAGUCAGUGCUUAGAGAUUUACUUUCAACCCACAGUGACUGGUAAUAAAAUCUUUUUGCUGAACUGUGUGUGGUUCAUAUUUAAUGUUUGUGUAGUUCAGUGGUUCUCAAGUCCAGUCCUGGAGGCCCACUGUCCUGCAUGUUUUGGAUGGUUCCCUGCUCCAACACACCUGAUUCAAAUGAUCAGCUCGUUAUUAAGCCAUUACAGAGCUUGA
Molecule: messenger RNA, 300 nt
Organism: Xyrichtys novacula (pearly razorfish)
Lineage: Eukaryota; Metazoa; Chordata; Actinopteri; Labriformes; Labridae
Source: the annotation of a GenBank genome assembly